GUGACAACAACAAGCUGCUAUUCCAGAUUAGAGAGAGAGGGACAGAGAAAGUCAGAGACAACAGGGUUGGGGGUGGCUAACUUACCUAUUACAGCCAAAAGUGGGCAUGAGGUUAUUUUUAACCCAGAGUGGGAUGUAUUUAUUGUUUCAGCCCAGGGGAAGCGAAGGACUGCCUCUGAGACACUUCUCACAGCAACAUCGGUGUGAAGCCAUGGCACCCAAGAAAGCCAAGAAGAGGAUUGAAGGUGCUAAUUCCAACGUCUUCUCCAUGUUCGAGCAGGCCCAGAUCCAGGAAUUCAAAGAGGCAUUCACCAUUAUGGAUCAGAACCGGGACGGCUUCAUUGACAAGGCUGAUCUGAGAGACACGUUUGCUGCACUCGGGCGCCUGAAUGUGAAAAAUGAGGAGAUUGAUGAGAUGAUAAAGGAGGCACCCGGUCCAAUCAACUUCACCGUGUUCCUCACCAUGUUUGGGGAGAAACUCAAGGGUGCUGACCCAGAGGAGACGAUCCUGAAUGCGUUCAAGGUGUUCGAUCCAGAGGGGAAAGGCCUGAAAUCUGCCUACAUCAAAGAAAUGCUGAUGACGCAGGGCGAGAGGUUUUCCCAGGAAGAGAUUGAUCAGAUGUUCGCAGCCUUCCCUCCAGACAUAUCUGGCAACCUGGAUUACAAAAACCUUGUCCAUGUCAUUACGCACGGCGAAGAGAAGGACUAGCCCACGCUCAGUGCUGGGGCUGGAACCAUGAGAUUGCCUCUCUCUAGGUCACACGGGGGGGUCCCUUUGCCCCUCCCUCUGGGGAACACAUAAAUGGCAUCUGCAUUAAACUGCCUUUUGAUGAGAGGAAAUCCA
Messenger RNA from Aquila chrysaetos chrysaetos, 844 nucleotides. It is a transcript of the gene MYL2, whose product is annotated as myosin light chain 2. NCBI's taxonomy places the organism in Eukaryota, Metazoa, Chordata, Aves, Accipitriformes, Accipitridae. The record is from RefSeq and is a predicted model, not a curated record. Gene Ontology annotation, biological process: muscle cell fate specification; heart development; cardiac muscle contraction. Gene Ontology annotation, molecular function: calcium ion binding. The coding region runs from base 107 to 709 and encodes 200 amino acids. Gene Ontology annotation, cellular component: myofibril; cytoplasm. The transcript is spliced from 7 exons.